UGUGUAGGUCUCUUGUAACUGAAUGAUGUGUUCUGUUUUCCUGUGGCACCGUUUGCAUACAGCCACGUUUGAUCUUCACUAUUUUCAUUUCCUAUAGUACUUUUCAUCCCUGUAUAUAUGUACAGGAGUCACUUCACCCACCACCGAAUUGCAGCCACUUCUGAGUUGGAACGCAGCAACUGUUUAACAGCGCACUUUCCCCUAGGUGCUGACAGCUACAGAAGAAAUUGCACAUGGUCCUGUACAGAAGGUAUUUCUCCACUGUGCCAUUGGAGAGUGACACUGACUAGGAGUCCUACAUAGACUGUACUACUGAGAGAGUGUGUUUGAUCCAGGGAACGGUUGAAGCACUGAAUGCGGUUCAUGGAUUCAUUGCAGAAAAAAUUCGAGAAAUGCCUCAGAAUGUGGCCAAGACGGAACCUGUCAGCAUUCUACAACCCCAGACCACCGUUAAUCCAGAUCGCAUCAAACAAACAUUGCCAUCUUCCCCAACUACCACCAAGUCCUCUCCAUCUGAUCCCAUGACCACCUCCAGAGCUAACCAGGUAAAGAUUAUAGUCCCCAACAGCACGGCAGGGCUGAUCAUAGGGAAGGGAGGUGCCACGGUGAAGGCCAUCAUGGAGCAGUCGGGGGCGUGGGUGCAGCUGUCGCAGAAGCCCGACGGGAUCAACCUGCAGGAGCGGGUGGUGACGGUGAGCGGCGAGCCCGAGCAGAACCGCAAGGCCGUGGAGCUGAUCGUGCAGAAGAUCCAGGAGGACCCGCAGAGCGGCAGCUGCCUCAACAUCAGCUACGCCAACGUGACGGGCCCCGUGGCGAACUCCAACCCCACCGGCUCGCCCUACGCCAACACGGCCGAGGUGCUGCCCACGGCCGCGGCGGCCGCGGGGCUGCUGGGACACGCCAACCUCGCCGGCGUGGCCGCCUUCCCCGCCGUGCUCUCGGGCUUCACGGGCAACGACCUGGUGGCCAUCACCUCGGCGCUCAACACGCUGGCCAGCUACGGCUACAACCUCAACACGCUGGGCCUGGGGCUCAGCCAGGCCGCGGCCACGGGGGCCCUGGCCGCCGCCGCCGCCAGCGCCAACCCGGCCGCGGCCGCCGCCAACCUGCUGGCCACCUACGCCAGCGAGGCCUCGGCGGGCGGCGGCUCGGCGGGCGCGGGCGCGGCCGGCACCUUCGCCCUGGGCAGCCUGGCGGCCGCCACCGCCGCCACCAACGGGUACUUCGGGGCGGCCUCGCCCCUGGCCGCCAGCGCCAUCCUGGGCACCGAGAAGUCCACCGAUGGCUCCAAGGAUGUGGUGGAGAUCGCCGUCCCCGAAAACCUGGUGGGGGCCAUCCUGGGCAAAGGAGGGAAGACGUUGGUGGAGUACCAAGAGUUGACUGGGGCCAGGAUACAGAUCUCCAAAAAGGGAGAGUUCGUGCCGGGCACGAGGAACCGCAAGGUGACCAUAACUGGAACACCGGCUGCCACCCAGGCGGCUCAGUAUUUAAUUACGCAAAGGAUCACGUACGAGCAAGGAGUCCGGGCUGCCAACCCCCAGAAAGUGGGGUGA
Perognathus longimembris pacificus (Pacific pocket mouse) is the source of this 1553-nucleotide messenger RNA. It is a transcript of the gene Nova1, whose product is annotated as NOVA alternative splicing regulator 1. The transcript has 4 exons. Gene Ontology annotation, molecular function: mRNA binding. The record is from RefSeq and is a predicted model, not a curated record. Gene Ontology annotation, cellular component: cytoplasm; nucleus. Gene Ontology annotation, biological process: mRNA splicing, via spliceosome; regulation of alternative mRNA splicing, via spliceosome. Lineage: Eukaryota; Metazoa; Chordata; Mammalia; Rodentia; Heteromyidae. Bases 393 to 1553 code for a protein of 386 amino acids.